UCCUCCGUCCUCAUACACAUCACAAGAGCGGGGCACACGAUGCGUUGCAUUGCAUGGCUCCGCCACACACACCCCUUGCAUGUACCCCACCCACCACGGCGGCAUAAGUAUCUCCGCCGGCUACGCGCGAUCCAGGCCCGGCCGCGUGCGUGCGUGCGUGCGACGACUGCACCCAUACACACAUAUACGCGCUCUGGCUGGCUGCCUGCCUGGCUUGCGGAGCUCCGUUUCGGCCGGCCAUCUCUCGCUACGCUACGAGCGCGCGCGGCCCCCGCGCCCGUGUCUUCCCGCUGUCGACCGUCGUGUUGAUCGUACAUGCAGCUGCUAGUAGCGAACUAUAGUUGCAGACCGCAUCAGUGCGUGACAAGAGGAUAUAUAUUAUCAGACACGCACGCGAUCGCGCGGAGAUGAACCAGUGCGUGCCGAGCUGGGAUCUGGUGGACGACCCGACGGCGGCGGUAGCUGGCGGCGGAGGCGGCCUAAACCAUCAGGUCUCGACGACCGGGGGCGCGCACCGGGGCCUGCUCCUGCAGGCGUCAGCUGGAGGAGCAGGCGGCGGGGGCGCGUUCGCUCCCGUCGUCGUGCCCAUGUCGAACCAGUACUACGAGGUGGCGGAGCUGACGUGGGAGAAGGGCAACAUCUCCUCCCACGGCCUGCUCAACCGCCCGGCGCACAAUAAGUACCCGCCCGCCGCGGCGCCGUCGUCGGCUCAGCUGCAUGCCAUAGCAGGAGGAGGCGGCCGCGGCGGCGGGUCGCCAUCCGGGGACCGCGAGACGCUCGAGGCGGUGGUCGGCGAGGCGGCCGCGCGGUCGCACUUCCUCUCGCAGCCGGCGCCGCCGUGGCUGAUCGGCGCCGACGCCGUGGCGCGGGCCGCGGCGGACGCGCUAGUGCCGUGCGCCGCAAGGGCGGGCGAGUCCGCUGCAGACGGCGGAGAAGCGGGCGCCUCGAGGAGGAAGCGGCCGCGCGUGGUCGGCGACGACAGUCUGGUGGUGUGCGCCAGCCAGGGGAGCACCGCGCCUCGCCGCCGCGGCGAGAGCGCGCUGCUCACGCAGCUGGACGCCUGCGGCACCGAGGCCGACGACGUGUGCGGCUUCAGAACGACCACAACCAACAACUCCACGUCCAUGGACCGUGACGACAAAGGCUCCCCGGAUACUGAGAACACCAGCAUCGGCGGAGGGGCCAGUGAUUCGCGCUGUUUCAGCCGUCGCUCACAGAGAGACGGCUUAUGCGACGACGACGAGGAGAACGUGGUGAUCAACGGGGACGACGGGGCGAUGAGGUCGUCGAUUUCCACCAAGAGGAGCCGGGCUGCUGCGACCCAUAACGAAUCUGAGCGUAAACGAAGGGACAGGAUCAACCAGAAGAUGAAAACGCUGCAGAAGCUCGUCCCGAACUCGAACAAGCAGACAGACAAGGCGUCGAUGCUGGACGAGGUGAUCGACUACCUGAAGCAGCUGCAGGCGCAGGUGCAGCUGAUGAGCCGGAUGGGAAGCAUGAUGAUGCCCAUGGCGAUGCCGCAGCUCCAGAUGUCGAUGAUGGCCCAGAUGGCACAGAUGGCGCAGAUGGCGCAGAUGGCCCAGAUGAACAUGGGCUCCCUCGGCCAGCCGGGCUACGCAGGCCUCACGCCGCCCAUGAUGCACCCGCCCCCCUUCGUCCCCGUGUCCUGGGACACCACCGCCACCGCCACCACCUCCCUCGCCCCGCAGGCCGGCAGCGGCACGGUGCCAGCGGACGCCUUCUCCGCCUUCCUAGCUUGCCAAGCGCAGCAGAACGGGCAGCAGCAACCGGGUAGCAUGGAGGCGUACAAUAGAAUGGUGGCGCUGUACCAGAAGAUGAACCAAACGCAGCAGAGCGCGCCCAGCAACCCGUCCAAGCAGUGAGCAUGACAUUCUUUCCUCUCAAUUGAUGAGGCCUGGAACUGUGUAACAGAGGUGUGAAACCCGUCGACGCGGUACCUGUAGCAUCAUGUAUUUGUUUUGGUUCUUGACCACUCUAUCCUUGUAUAUAAGGAGACCAGACGUUGCGCAACCGUUGAGCGGAGACCAACUCCAGCAGACUCUCUCUCCGUAUCCGUAUUUAGGACGGCCAACAGUUUCUCUCUCCUCUCCGUAUCCGUCUCCGUUUCUAGCAGACUCCGUAUUUACACUCCGCAUGCAGUCUAUGACAGCUGGGGCCCGCGAGCAGGAGGUGGCGCAUGCAGUCUUCUGCAGAGAGGAGAGAGAAAUCGUGGAAAAAGGGAGUGCAGGUACACGGUGUCUGUUUUGCGGAGACAGAUGUGGAGGCUGCUGGAGAGCGAAAUAGUGACUCAGAGCGUGUAUAAUGCGGAUGCGGAGUGGGAUGGGGAGUGUAGCUGGAGUUGGUCCCAGAAGCACCGGAAGUCGAACAGGUGAUGAAGGCGAUGUCACGCAAGUAGUAGUAGUGUGUACGGUACUAAAGACUUUAUUUAUUUCUGCUGGCAAAUGAGUGCAGAUUAGAUAAAUCAACCCAAGCACGAUUGAAGACCAUUAUCUGAUUGCUUAACUUGUCAAUCAUUAAUCCUACAUCUCAAUUUUUAGG
Messenger RNA from Zea mays, 2559 nucleotides. Its product is annotated as transcription factor UNE10. The record is from RefSeq and is a predicted model, not a curated record. Gene Ontology annotation, cellular component: nucleus. The transcript has 6 exons. Gene Ontology annotation, molecular function: protein dimerization activity. Lineage: Eukaryota; Viridiplantae; Streptophyta; Magnoliopsida; Poales; Poaceae. The coding region runs from base 408 to 1883 and encodes 491 amino acids.